AUGAAGUUCCAUACUCUCCUCGCCUUGUCCUCGACGUAUCUGGCCUCGCAUGCCGCCAGCUCUGCACUGCCAAUAACAGAACAAGCAUCGUGCUCAAGCCAGAGCAGCGGCAGCAGCAAUGCUCGUGUCAUUCACCAAUUUCCAAACGGAACCUGGCUGGAGAACAUUGCCGAGCGCCGCAACGGCAACCUGCUCGUUACCUUGCUCGACCGCCCGGAACUGUAUCAGGUUGAUCCUCACAACCCGGCCAACGCCACGCUGGUGCACAACUUUGCAGGCUACACCAGCCUUUUUGGAAUCACCGAGACGUCCCCUGAUGUAUUUGCCAUCAUUGCUGGAAACUUUACCCCCGGCGCCGGAACCCAGGAAGGCACCUACGCCAUCUGGAGCACCGACUUUGCCGGCUGUAAAGGCGCCGAGGUGUCCAAGAUUGUGGAUAUCCCUGAGGCCAAGCUUCUCAAUGGCAUGACCACUCUCGACGCGAACACCGGCGAGGUUCUCGUGAGCGACAGCGGCCGCGGCCUUGUGCUCCGCGUGGACACAAAGUCCGGCGAGUACACCACGGUCCUGGAAAAUGACGUCUUCCAGCCUGCGCCAACCGCCCCUAUUCAGCUCGGCAUCAACGGCAUCAGGCUCCUAGGGGACCACUUGUACUACACCAAUACGUAUGCCUCCGUGUACGGACGGGUGGCCAUCAACCCCGCGACGGGCGAGGCGGCCGGGCCAUUUGAGACGAUCAGCACGGAUGUCAUGGGCGACGAUUUCGCCCUCGACAACCAGGGCAAUGCGUAUAUCGCUGCGAACCCUGAGAAUGAAGCCGUGAGGGUUGACCGGGACGGCGACGCCGAGGUUCUUGCUGGCAAUCUCAACUCGACUCUUGUCCCGGGUCCCACUGCCGCCUGGCUUGGAAAAGCCCAGGACCGCGAUGGCAAGCGAGUCCUGUAUGUGGUGACCUCGGGUGGCCAGGCUGGGCCUAUCAAUGGGACAUACACGGAGGGCGGUAAGAUUCUGGCUCUGGACGUGUAG
Metarhizium brunneum ARSEF 3297 is the source of this 1026-nucleotide messenger RNA. RefSeq lists its product as uncharacterized. Lineage: Eukaryota; Fungi; Ascomycota; Sordariomycetes; Hypocreales; Clavicipitaceae. The record is from RefSeq and is a predicted model, not a curated record.